Messenger RNA from Cornus florida, 2946 nucleotides. RefSeq names its product kinesin-like protein KIN-7N. Gene Ontology annotation, biological process: microtubule-based movement. The record is from RefSeq and is a predicted model, not a curated record. The coding region runs from base 100 to 2661 and encodes 853 amino acids. The transcript has 18 exons. Gene Ontology annotation, molecular function: ATP binding; microtubule binding; microtubule motor activity. NCBI's taxonomy places the organism in Eukaryota, Viridiplantae, Streptophyta, Magnoliopsida, Cornales, Cornaceae.
UCAUCUGUCGCCCGAUCGCUAGAGAGAGUGUGUGAGAGAGAGGGAGAGUUUAUCGUGUCUCUGUGUGUGUGUGAGAGAUAUAGACAUAGAUAGAGAGAGAUGGAGAAGGUAUGUGUAGCAGUGAGAGUGAGACCCCCGGUCAGCGAAGAGACCUCCAAUGGAACUUACUGGAAGGUUGAAGACAACCGCAUUUCUCUUCAUAAGUCUCUCGGCACUCCUAUUUCUGGACUUUCUUAUGCUUUUGAUCAUGUAUUCGAUCAGGAUUGCACAAAUUCUAGGGUUUACGAGCUUCUUACAAAGGACAUUAUUCAUGCCGCCGUUGAGGGUUUCAAUGGAACUGCAUUUGCAUACGGACAAACCAGCAGUGGCAAGACUUUUACGAUGAACGGUUCUGAAAAUGAUCCAGGAAUUAUCCAUCGGGCUGUAAAAGAUAUAUUUGGAAAAAUUCAGAUGACAAAUGACAGAGAGUUCCUGAUUCGAGUUUCCUACAUGGAAAUAUACAAUGAAGAAAUUAAUGAUCUUUUUGCUGUAGAGAACCAGAAACUGCAGAUCCAUGAGAGUUUGGAACGUGGGAUAUUUGUUGCAGGACUCAGGGAGGAAAUUGUGAAUUGUGCUGAACAAGUGCUUAAGCUCAUCCAGUCUGGAGAAGUUAACAGGCACUUUGGUGAGACCAACAUGAACGUUCGAAGUAGUAGAUCUCACACUAUAUUUAGGAUGGUAAUUGAGAGCAAGGGAAAGGAUAUCAAUUCUUCUGGUAAUUAUCCAAGUCCAGACGAUGCUAUACGUGUUUCUGUCUUGAAUUUGGUAGAUUUAGCAGGGUCUGAACGGAUUGCUAAGACUGGAGCUGGGGGAGUUCGUUUAAAAGAAGGGAAGCACAUCAACAAGAGCUUAAUGAUUCUUGGCAAUGUGAUUAACAAACUAAGUGACGGUGCAAAGCAAAGGGGACACAUUCCUUAUCGUGACAGUAAGCUCACUCGAAUACUUCAACCUGCACUUGGUGGUAAUGCCAAAACCUCAAUAAUUUGCACUGUAGCCCCUGAAGAGGUUCACAUAGAGGAAACAAAGGGAACUCUCCAGUUUGCUAGCAGAGCUAAACGCAUUACCAAUUGUGUUAAAGUGAACGAGAUUUUGACAGAUGCUGCCUUGUUGAAGCGACAGACACUAGAGAUAGAGGAACUGCGUAAAAAACUUCAGGGAUCUCGUGCUGAGGUGCUGGAGCAGGAGAUCCUGAAGCUGCGAAAUGACAUGCUCAAGUAUGAACUAGAGCGUGAGAAGCUUGCUAUGGAACUGGAGGAGGAGAGGAAAUCACAUAAAGAACGGGAUCAAUGUAUAAAGGAUCAGCAGAUGAAAAUUAACAAUCUCAGUAGUCUUGUCACUACAUCAGAUUCUGAUAGAAGUACCACCUCCAUCCAGGACCAGGAAUUUGUAAGGCAAAGCCUCAAGAAAGAAAGCUUUGACAGUCAUAGCGUAUUCCAGGAAGAUGGUUUUAGAACCCCUUGUUUUAAAGCAGUUCCCAAUGCCUUUGUUGUCAAACGAUCAAUUUCCUCUCGGCAGCAAGAGUGUAGCCCUCUUCCAGAUACAUUUAGCAAUAUUGCUGAUGAAGACACGUGGAUGAAAAUGAACAAAGGCUACAUAGCUGACCUUGAUUCAAUUCAGAUGACUCCAGCAAGGAAAGUUCAUUCCUUUCCAUCAGGUGAUGGAACUCCUGGUUGCUCCAUUGAGAAUUACAAACAAGAGGUCCAGAAUCUCAAGAGACAGUUGGAACAUACUAUUAAAGAAAAGGAUGAACUUGAGAAAAAUCACACCGAACAAAUACUACAUAACACUCAACUGAUGGCAGAGAUAUCUGAACUUCAACAAGAGGCACUACUAAUCCGAGAAGUUCCUCGACAAUUGUGUGAAUCCGUGGCCUACUGCAAAGAUGUAUACAAGGAUGUUUUGUCAAUUUUGCAGAGUUUUGUCGCUGAUGAGAAAUCUGCAACAGCAAAAUCACUCUCUAGCACAAGUGAGAUUGGUUCACAUCUUUUCUCAUCUUUGGAAACUCAUCUCUCACUGGCUAUGGACGGCCCCAAAACUUCGACAAUGAACAAUUCUCUAAUUCAAGAGCAAUGCAAGAAAGUUGGCGACAACUUGAACAGCACAAUUACAUCCAUAGUCCUAUCAGAAGCACCAGCUCUCAAGGAUGAACAUGUUGGAAAUCCGGUAUACAGCAGCGAGUAUAAGGAAUGCACAUUGGGAGGAGAAAUCGCUCACUGGAAGGCGAAAUUCGUAGAUGAACUUAACACAAUCAAGGAAAAAUGUCAAAGCUUGACAGAAGAGUUGGAUAACAAUAAAGAGCUUCUCGAGGUUUCUAAAGAAAGAUAUCAUAGCUUAGAAAGGGAGUUCCAUCUCUUGAAAGAAGAAAAAGACUCUCUGCUUCAAACAGUCUCUAGUUCAUCUCAAAGGCUGUCACUAGUUACUAAUGAAAAGAAAAAGGUUUUGCAGGAUUUGGAUGAUGAAGUACAGAAAAGAAAAGACCUAGAAGAAGACAUCAAAAAGUUCAGCGUCGCAUUUGCUUGUCGUCAGAGGUCACUCGAGUCAUUCCACAGUGAGUUUCGAGCUAAAGUUGAGAACUUGAAAGCACAGAAUCCGGUUUCAAUACCCAAAUCUCUUGGAUAUUAGAAAUGGUUGCCUCUUGAUGCAGUGUAAGUUCUGCAAUUCACUGGAAACCUCCUGGUAUUUGUUGUUGCUGUUUGUGAUGUAUUUAUAUGAAUUUAUGUAUAUUUGAUCCACACAUUAUGAUGCAGUGUAAGUUCUGCAAUUUACUGGAAAUCUCUUGGUAUUUGUUGAUGCAGUUUGUGAUGUAUUUAAAUGAAUUUAUGUAUAUUUGAUCACUUGACAUCUCCAUAUUGGAUUUUUUUUAUAAGUAUUAGUUGGAAGUAUGAAUUGUAAUUCAAACUCUGCAAA